AUCUGUAUAAAUUUUCUUUUCACGCCCAUUAUUGUAUAGUAAACUAAUCCAUGACAUCAUAAGUUCCUUGACCUUUUCGUGCAAAAAUCGGCAGUAAACAAUGGAAAAUCAAGAGAAAAUUCUGAACUUUUUAGAAGAAUUCGACAAAUCUCCAUCCAAAAACAUUCCACCGACCCUUGAAGAUUACCUCAAGUCAGUCGCGAAAACUGGUAAAACAGUGUUCCAAUGGCCUUUACUGAAGUCAUUGUUGGUCCAAAAACUAGAAUUGGUUAUGGACGAGUUCAAUAAAGAUGAGCCAUUUGAAAGAGCGAAUCCUUUACCAAAUGUUGAAAACGCAAAAUUUGAUGAAAUGAAAAAAAGGAUUCUUGAAGCCCUCCAGAAGUUUAACAGUGCUCCGUUUACAGUACAGCGAUUGUGCGAGUUGGUCACAUCACCAAAGAAACACUACACACAGUGUGAUAAGUUCCUCAGGGGAAUUGAAAAGAACGUACUAGUAGUCACUACAGUUGAUCCACAAGGAAGGAAAAUAGUGUCAGAGUCUAGGUUUAUGGUAAAUGGUUUGGACUCCAAUGGUGUGGAUCAACAGCACGAUUCAGUCAAUGAAUUCACGGAUGAAAAGCCAUUUGGGUCUGUACCUCAGAUAGACUGGUCAUCGAAUCAUGCAACUGCAGUGUGGCCUGCAAAAUCUAAAGCCGAGAACCAGUCGAGUAAAAAUAAUGACACAGAUUGUAGAGCUGUAGAAAAAGAAACUGUUUAUGAAACUAAGAAAGAUGAAAACAAAUCUGUUAGUGAAAGUGUGACAGUUGACAAUGAAGCAAUGGAGGAUUCUUCCUCUGAUACUUCAGAAGAAACUACCGAAGAUGAUGUUAUCAUGAACAAUAGUACAACAAAGGAGGUUGAUCAAAGUCAAGUGGUUUCAGACAGUGUUCGACUGCCACCAACGUCCACCUUGUUUUCUCGCAUAGAAAAGGACGACAAGACUGACAGUGACAAUGAGGACUGUGUAACAGAUACUGAGACAAAAAGCAGCAAAGAGCUUUCAAUGCCAGAGCAAACAGACGGUGUUGUUGCCUUGGAAACACCAUGUGAUGUGGAAUCAGAGGAACCAGAAACAGUUUUAGCUCUUGACAAGUCUUUAGGGUCAAAGUCAGUGGAUCCAGAUCCUAAUUCAUCUUUAAACCCUGAAGAAUCUCCUGCUGCACAGGCCACUGAAGCAAUUGAGGGGGUUGAAACCACUACUCCGGAGACGGUUUCCUCAACCGAGAAUGAGGCGGAAGGACCACCGGAAAAAAAGAUGAAGCUGAGUCCUGUGAAAGACAACAUCACUGUGUCUAGUUCGAGCCCAGUGGGACCGCCGGACGAUGAAGAGUCAAGAGGCUUUGAGGUUGUCAGUGACAAAGUAGAAUCAAACGAAGAUGAGGCUAGUUCAGAGACCUUAGAACAACCAAAUGUUGAUGUCAAGAGAGACGAAACUGAAGAAGCAUCUACCACUGCAAGUAGUACACCUGAACAAGCAAGCCCUAUUGACACACCUGUUCCCGAAUCAGACCAAUCUGAAAAGGCAGCUAAAGAAAAGGAAAAACUAGAAAUAAAAAAAGCUGAAGAUUACUUAGGGAAGGAUGCUAAGGAUGAUACAUCAGUCGCAGCUAUCAGCCAUGAAGGUAAAAAAGACCCAACAGAUCAAGUUUAUGAAACAGAUGUGAAGAAGGAUCAACAGACGGAGCAGGAAAACACAAUGACGGACAAUGCAGCUGAGGAACAUGUGACGCAGGAUGAGGUAGCCAUGGAAACUGAAAGUGCAACUGAACGGGCAGAAGAGCCAGAGUCAGUAGAGGACCUACGUUCAGAUGAAAGUGAACCUAUGGAUCAUGAAUAAAAAGCUGUAAAUGGUGUUUCAUUCACGCUGUGUGGGUAGGAUUUAUUUUUCUCUGGAUAGUGUUAAAUGGUCUUAGCAAUCUCAUUAAGAAGAAUAAAAUAAAAAGGCUCGCACAAGUCGGCCAUGUUUGCGUAGGCAAUGGUGGCAUUGAUUUGGUUGUUACAGUUAGAAGCUUAUAUAUUUCACUAAGCAAUGGCAUUUAUGACUUCACAGCAUGAGUUUUGUUGAUAAAAUGAUGUUCAUGUAGAAUUUGUGUUCAUCUGUUGGAAUGUUAAUUUUAUGAACAAAACUUUUCACAAGUGUAAAUAAUUGACACUGAGUACUCUCUGCAUUCCAUGUAGGAGUUCGAAACUUGGAGGAAGAUUUUUGCUUUCAAAGCUAUGCUUACAUGUUACAUACAUGAAAAUUGUCACAUUCACAUUAGGCUAAAUAUUUUUAGCAUUUUAAUUAAUAAUUUACGAAUAUGUCAUGAAGCAAAUUGUCAUUUGCAUAAGUGUAUUUAUCCCAUGUGAAAUUAAUGUCAAUAAAGUUGUGAAUUUGU
Molecule: messenger RNA, 2417 nt
Organism: Dreissena polymorpha
Lineage: Eukaryota; Metazoa; Mollusca; Bivalvia; Myida; Dreissenidae
Product: serine/threonine-protein phosphatase 4 regulatory subunit 2-like
Exons: 8
Coding region: 101-1876 (591 amino acids)
Biological process (GO): protein dephosphorylation
Cellular component (GO): protein phosphatase 4 complex; cytoplasm; nucleus
Molecular function (GO): protein phosphatase regulator activity
Source: RefSeq, a predicted model, not a curated record